GACGCAUCGAUACUCAGAUGUAGAAGUCGACCUGUGCCCAUGCUGACAUUAUACUGUCUCUGUGCUUCACGAUGCCGACUUGGCUGCUUAUACUCCUCUGUCUGACAGGACAUGGUUUUGCCAAAGAAAAGCCUGAUGUGAGCUGCUCCAUCGUGCAUCUGGAAUAUGUUCACUGCUCUUGGAACCAGAAGGGGACUCCAGAGGUCAACUACACCUUCUAUGGCGGGUUUAGCAAAAAUGUGACUGAGUGCACCACCUAUGUGUUGGAGAAUGGUACAAACACUGGAUGUAACCAGCGCUAUACAAAAGUGUACACAACUGACAGGUUCAGUCAGUCAUUUACUACGAAACUGGUGCAUGGAAACAACACUUUUAAGAAGGAGCAUAAUCUUAAAAUGAAAGUCAAGUUAAAUCCACCAACCAACCUGACUGUCCAGAUGGGAUCUGACAAUAACCUGUGGUUUUUCUGGAACCAGACUUCUACAAGAUGUGUAGAAAGUGAAGUUCAAUACCGGGCCAACAACAAGAUUUGGGAGGUUUCUAAAAUCAAUCUUGGGACCCAGAGCUACUGCAUCAACUUGCCCUCUACCACUUCCCGGUAUGAGCUGCAAGUGCGGAGCAAAAUAGGGAACAGCUGUGGAGAUUCUAUUUUCUGGAGUGACUGGAGCGAGCCUGUGGUCUGGGCAUCCACCAACAGCACAGACAUAAGUACGAUGAAUUCAAUGUCUGUGUGGACCCCGGUGCUGUAUGUGUUGGGCACUCUCACCUUCCUCCUACUCGUCAUGAUGUUGCUGCACCAUGAAAGGCUCAGAAUCAUCCUCAUCCCAGUGGUUCCCAAACCAUCCCUCAACUCUCAUGACAUCCAGGAGUGGCUUCAACUCUCCAAAGGACUGAAAGAGAGGGCUAACUACAACGAGCGUGCCUGUCCUGUCCGUGAGUACUGCCAUGUCUCCCAGUCUGACAGCGAGAGCUCUGACAGCUCCACCUGCUCUGUCACCACCGACCAAACUGACUGCUCCGUCUCCAUCCCUGUGGACAAGUCAGACCUGUCAACCCCUUGUUCCUCUUCCACCUCCACAGUGUCAGCUGUGGAACCAGAGCAGAUUUCUGUUUAGGAAGCAUGGAUACAUGAUUAAUGGCUAAUAUUUUCUGUCACAGAGAUAUACAUCCAAAGUUUCCUUAUAAACAGUCCAAAUCUCAGCUUCAAUAGCAAUUGGAUUUUGCUUCAGUCAGGUCAUUUUUUUUUUCUUUAAGUUCAGUUUUGAAGUUUUACUAUUCUGCCUGAGCUUGGCAAUAUGUUACCUAUAUAUGUACACCUUUUUCUUUUUUUUAAUCUUUUUAACCUGCAAGACAUAUUCAGAUGUAUAAUCACAAAACGUUAAAGUCUGUGUAAAGGCAAUUCUGAGAUUUCCUUCAAAAUACAUUAAAUAUGGUGGACAAUAGUUGGUGAAAACAUGUGAAAGAUUUUGAACGAUAUAUUACUGAAAUGUGGUUAGAGGUUCA
Molecule: messenger RNA, 1503 nt
Organism: Larimichthys crocea (large yellow croaker)
Lineage: Eukaryota; Metazoa; Chordata; Actinopteri; Sciaenidae
Product: cytokine receptor common subunit gamma
Exons: 8
Coding region: 72-1115 (347 amino acids)
Biological process (GO): cytokine-mediated signaling pathway
Cellular component (GO): external side of plasma membrane
Molecular function (GO): protein binding; cytokine receptor activity
Source: RefSeq, a predicted model, not a curated record